AUGGGACACCCUGAAGAGCACCGUCCCUCUGUGGCGCAAGGGUCGAUCGAUUACGAAGUCAAGAAUGGCUUAUCGGCUGGAAAUGUUGAUGCGGCGCUCGAAUUCUUGCAUGGAGAGAACAAUGCUGUCGCAAUUGAGGUCGAUGAGAAGGCACUCGUGCGGAAGAUUGACUGGAUGAUUAUGCCUUUGAUGUGGGCUGCAUACAACCUGCAGUAUCUUGAUAAGGUGCUAAUCAACUAUGCCUCUGUUAUGGGUCUUCUGAGCGAUACGAAUAUGCAGACGAAUCAAUUUUCAGAUCUGACGCUGGCUUUCUAUGUGACUUAUCUGUUUUUUGAACUUCCUACGGGAUUUCUUAUGCAGCGUUUACCCACAGCGAAAUAUUUAGGGUUUAACGUUACAUUGUGGGGACUUAUGACAACAUUGAAUUGCACCGCUAAGAACUUUGGUGGGCUAAUGACUCUUCGAGUGUUGCUGGGCUGUUUUGAGAGUGCAAUUGCACCGGCGCUAAUUCUGAUCACAUCGAUGUGGUACAAGCGAAAUGAACAACCAACCCGCAUGGGAAUUUGGUAUCUCGGUACUGGCACAGCCUCUAUAAUGGGAGCGCUAGUAUCAUACGGCCUCCUAUUCUAUACAAAUGACCGCUUUAAACCAUGGCAGAUUAUGUUCCUUAUAUUCGGCAUAAUCACCAUCGCCGUCGGAAUUUGCAUCUUCAUCUUCCUCCCGGAUAACCCCAUGACCUCCAAAUUAACCAAAGAAGAGAAGAUCUUGGCUAUCGAACGCCUUCGCGAAAACCAGACCGGUAUUGAGAACAAACAUUUUAAAUGGCACCAGUUCAUCGAGGUCCUCAAGGACCCACAGACAUGGCUGAUUGUCGUGGUUGUGACGGCCAUGGACGUCCCCAAUGCAGCAAUGAGCAGCUUCACCUCUCUCAUAAUCCAGAACAUCGGAUUCACAACGAAGCAAACAGAGCUCCUCAACAUUCCAAACGGAGCAGUGAGCAUUGUCAGUAUUCUAGCGGCCUCAUGGGUAGCAUCUCGCUACGACCAGCGCUGUCUCUGCGUCGUCGCUUCAUUGCUAUGUGGUCUCCUGGGCGGAUGUCUCUUAGCAUUCUCACCAAAAGAAAUGAAAGGUGCCCAGCUAGCAGGAAAUUACCUUACACAGGUAACUGGCUCCGCGCUACCAAUUAUGUACUCAAUCGCUGGAGCCAAUGUGGCGGGCCAUACGAAGAAGGUUAGCAUGAAUGCUAUCCUGCUUAUGUCCUUCUGUCUGGGUAAUAUUCUUGGGCCCUUGACCUUUCGCACGGAGGAUGAACCAAAUUACGUUCCGGCCAAGAUUGCGAUCGUGGUUACUAUUAGUGUUGCGAUUGUUUUCUCGCUUCUCUUGAGAUAUUACUAUAUCUGGGAGAAUAAGCGUCGGGAUCAGCGCCAAGAGGGGGAUGCUCAUCAGGAGAACUUGGAUUUUAUGGAUUUGACAGAUCGUGAAAAUAGACAAUUUCGGUAUAAACUGUGA
Molecule: messenger RNA, 1509 nt
Organism: Penicillium angulare
Lineage: Eukaryota; Fungi; Ascomycota; Eurotiomycetes; Eurotiales; Aspergillaceae
Product: putative MFS transporter
Exons: 6
Coding region: 1-1509 (502 amino acids)
Biological process (GO): transmembrane transport
Cellular component (GO): membrane
Molecular function (GO): transmembrane transporter activity
Source: RefSeq, a predicted model, not a curated record